CUUUUGUGCAAAUAUAAUACAAGAUUAUUAUAAUUGAAAUAAAAUUUAUAUAUAUCAUAAUAUAAUAAUUAUUUUCCGUGAGAGAUGACAAAUCUUAUAAACAGUUUGAUUGUAGAUAAAUUAAAGUCAUAAAAUUGCAUUUACAAACAAAUUUUGCAAGUGGUCAUUCGUGCAAUGCAUGAUUUGUUAAGAUUACUCACACAAUAUUUUUACAAAACUUGCUCAGCUUAUUGAAUGAUUUUAAUAUGAUUAUACGGGUACACAUUAUAUACACAAUACGAAGACUGUAUAAGAUCUACUCUUGAUACAUGUUAAACUUUAACAAAGUUUUAUUUUUUGUUGUAACUUGCCACAAAAAGAACACAUACAUAUAUUCUUUUCUGCAUAAUAUACAAUCCACAGCAUGUUGUAUCACCAUUGAGCAAAGCUACAACUCGAUUGACAAACAUUUCGAUAUACCAUUAUAUCUACUUGACAGCGGAACAACAACGAAUUUAAUAUUGAAUUAAAUUAAAAGAUUAAUUUAGCUGUUUUGUAAUUGGCCUAACGAUAAAAUAAGAUGUAAAAAUAGUCACACUGAAUUAGCCCUUUGCUACAUCAUGAUCUGUAAAAAGUAUGUGCAAAAAAUUUAUGUAUGCUCUUUAGUGUUGUAACUGCUGUAAAUUAGGUUUUAUACGUCUACAUCAUAUAACCGCGCGAAUAAAAUAAAUCAAAAUUUGUAGUGAUUUCUAAAUGCAGUUGAUAACUGUCUAUGCGUCUAGAAAUGUACUUCUGAAGUCGGUUCGAGUGGAACUUGUACAUUAUGUUGUGUGAUUUGAUAAAAUAAAUACUUGUAAGACUUUUGUUUUAUAUAACGUUUCUCAAUCAUUUUAACACAAGUACUGCCCAACUAAAUAGAGAUGUAAAUAAUAAAUUGUGAUUCAAAUCGUAUGUUGUAUGAGAAAAAAUUUUAAAUUAUGUGCGUGUAUAUGUUUCCCCCUGUCUUUCUAUAUAGUAAGUACAUACGUACAAGUUUGCGCGCUCGCGCGUCGUUUAUGUGUGAGUGAGUGACGUUUUUCUAAUAGUGGCGGGAACAGACACAUCUGUUGAACGUACACAGGAAAUGUCUUGUUAAAGUACUUGGCUGCCGCUAAAGCGCAGGCUAUAGUUUUUCACUCGGAAGGCAGAUGUGAGUGCCAUUGGAAGAAAAUCCCCACCAACCGAAAAAUGAAAGUCUCCACUGUGUAAUCGAUAGCUCUCGCAGCAGUGCGUAUGUAGCUCAAGGUCGAGUAAAAUGUUGCGCGUAUAAGCAUGCAAAUGUGAACUGUGUUAUUUAUCCUUGUAUAUUAAUUGCGUUUCGAGUCAACAGUUCGCUCUGCUUGAAGAUCACUGCAUCGUGAGAAAUGCAGCGAGAAUGAACGUUGUUUGAAAGCUUUUAAACUUCAAAUUUAUGAAUACCUUGUACAAUCUUUUUUCCUUUCUUGACAAUGUAAACAACCGAUCGACAUCGACAUCUGGAUGAUUCGUAUAAGUAUACAAAUAUACAUAUUUGGUGGAAAAAUAACGUAAGAUGUGUGACGUUAGUCUUGAUCGUCAUGCAAACAAUGAUUGUGACACGGUACAAUUGACUGUGAUAUAAGAAAAAUGUAAUAUUGCUAUUAAUAUCCUUAAAUUGAAAUUAUGAAAUUAUAAAAAUAUAAUAUUGCGCGACACGAUUGCAAAAGUAAAACAUUGGAAGCUCUACAAAUUAUUUCAAUUGUAUCGAGAUGAGCAAUAAAUUCAUUUUUUAUUUACAUUAAGAAACUGGAACGCGAAUAACUCUUCGUAAACGAAACGGAAGGUGGAAAUACGAAUUAGAAGAAAAUUAACGAUCGUUCGAAUGAUCAAGGAAUUGUGAUUCUUCACGAUGGAAAACAACAUAGUAUUCAUACAAAAAACGUUUCUUCGAUUAACUCGAGAUUAUAUCCAACACGGGGCUACGAUAAACGAGUUAAAAUCCAUUACUAUGACCAAUAUAGACAAUAAUAAGAAUCGUAGCUUUGCAAUGUGCUCGAGGAAAAUACUGAUAAUGUUACUCGUGCCAUUUCUUUUUGGCAUACUUAAUAGAUAUCUCUACACGAAUAUAAUUAAAAGUUUUCAAGGAACUCGAUGCUUGUUGCCAAAUAAUUAUCUCAUAUGGGAAUUUACAAGGCCGAUAUCGAAUUGCGAUUACUGUCGCGAUAUCGAAGCGCCGUUAAUUCUGCCAAAUCUAACUAAAGAAGAAUUUCGUUUCUACUGUUAUUCGUCUCGACCUAUGAUAGUGAAAAACGCGGCUUACGAUUGGCCUGCGCGCAAAGAAUUCACUUUGGGAUUUUUUCGAAAUCUGUACGAGCGUAUCGAGGGUGCCUACAAUUCCGUAGAAGAGGAAUGCCAAUUCUUGCAUUUUAAGAGUAACUUGGCCAACUUGCGCCAAGUGUUCGCGAUGAGUGAAGGUCGAGCGUUGCAUCGAGAUGGUGAGGAUCCUUGGUAUGUAGGCUGGAAAAAUUGUCACUUACAGAUUCUAGAUGCCAUGAGACAGUUUUACAGUGUACCUCACUUUUUGCCGGAAGACGCGGAAAUUCCGUACAGUAAUUAUAUUUUUUUGGGUUACGAGGAAGGUGCCGUUAUGCAUCUGGAUUACAUAUCGAGACUCAUGUGGCAAGCUCAAGUAAUAGGUAGUAAAACAUGGACUGUGGCUCCGACGCCGGAGUGUGAUAGCGAAUGUAAAUCUUUUAAAUUCUUUGUCAAUGCGGCGGACAUCGUACUGCUGGAUACGCGGAUUUGGUACCACGGUACUAGCAUCAAUAAUGGAAAUUUCAGUUUGACAAUCACCUCUGAGUACGGCUAGACUUUUUCUUUUUACGCAUAUUUUAGAAUGUACAUCUAUGAUUUAUCACAGACUGCUUUGAUAAGAUUCUAAGUAGUUAUCUCUGCGGAUAUUCGAGAGAUUUACUAAAUGGACGGUGUAUUAAUGUCACUUUUUCGUAUCUAACAUUGUCAUACAUUGUUAUCAUGAUCGAUAAAAUGUACUAUAAAACAGGAGAUGAGAUUAAACACAAUGGAUAAUAAUCGAGGAAAAUUAUCUAUAUGAUAAUAUAUACAUUGUAUGAAUGUAGUAGAAUGUGUCUUUUUGUAAAUUGCGAAUAGAUUAUUUCUUGUUUUAUUUAAUUUAUUUUUUCCCCCUAAUGCUACUGUGUGUGGAGAAAUAAUUUCAAAACAAAUUCAAAAAUUUAUAUUACUCUUUGCUUUUAUACUCGACUACAUUGUUUGUGUAGCGUCGUAAUGUACAUAUAUUCUAUAUUUUUGUAAUUUUUAAUAAAAGCUUGAAAAAACA
Messenger RNA from Linepithema humile (Argentine ant), 3331 nucleotides. NCBI's taxonomy places the organism in Eukaryota, Metazoa, Arthropoda, Insecta, Hymenoptera, Formicidae. The record is from RefSeq and is a predicted model, not a curated record.